ACCCUUUAAGCGAUCAUGCAAAAUCCUAGUAAUUAUUAUUCGUGUAAUUCGAAUGGGGGUGCGGUAAUGCUGACUCCAUCGAAUGCCGCACUUGGCAAUGUAAAUCAGCAAAACAUAAAUAGCAAUGAUCAGUUCCAGCAACAUCGACAUCAAAAUCAACAACAACAACAACAUCAGCAGCAGCAGCAAGUGCAACACUUGUCACAACAGCAGCAACAGCAACAGCAAAGAAGUCAGCAACAAAUUAUGAUGCAACUGCAACAUCAACAACAACAACAGCAACAACCUCUUUUGCAACAUAAUCCACAUUUGCAACAGCAACAGCAACAUAACUUUCAACAACAACAAUAUCUCCAGCCAUCAAAUAGGUUAUAUCUGCCUUACAAUAAUGCUGUGGAAAUGCAGGCCUACGAUAGGAAUGUCUAUGAAGCACCAUCAACUCCGUCGGCGGCGGUGGCGGCAACGGCUGCGGCGCCAUACUACCAUCAGCAGCAGCACCAUCAUAAUCAUCAUCAUCGGCUUGUCUCAUUAGAUGGCAUACAAAGUGGUGUACCCACACUCACCACAUCAACAUUAACGCCAACAACAUUACGCAAUAUCGAACAAACAUUCAUUGAACUAACAGCUGAUACACCAAAUACUGCACCCUAUCAAGCUGGUUUUGUUCCGCCACGGGCGCCAUUUAAUUUGCCCGAAUUCCAAAAUGAAACCAACAGUAUGUCAUCGUCAGAAGAUUCACAAAAUUCUUGGCCUACAACCCCGAUGAUAAAUGAAGAGAAUUCUUUGGCCACAACAGAUACAUCAAGUGUAGCCACUGCAAAUAACGACAGUCCGUCCUUUCAAAGUAAUGGCACUGGCGGCGGUUGCAGUAAUGCCGCAUCUACCUCAAAUGCUGUCAAUGAUUUCACAGGGGCUCUGGCACGUGAAGUUACAAGAGGUAAAAACUCUUCCACAACGAACACAAACACUCCGUCCCGUCGUAAUCAAGGUGGUCGUCGUCCGACUAAAGCAACAAACAUGUCCCCCGAAGAAGAAGAAAAGCGACGAGUUCGGCGAGAACGCAAUAAAUUGGCAGCGGCGCGCUGUCGAAAACGUCGUGUCGAUCAAACAAAUGAACUCCUCGAGGAAGUUGGCCUCCUUGAGAAACGUAAAAACAGUCUCAACAAGGAAUUGCAGAAUUACGUCGACACCAAAGAACAGCUGCAAAAAAUUCUAGCCGAACACAAUCUAUUGUGCCGUAAAAUACGGCCAAACAACAACAACAUUCUAAUGGAUACUUUUAACGCUUGCGACACCGGCCGCGGUUCCCCACUCGAUCUCAAGCCCAUUGUACCAGACUUCGAUUUGAAGUGCGUCAAAAGCGAACCAAAUGACCAAUUCGAUAAUAUCGACGGACCCGCAUCACCAAAUCCAAACCAAAUCAUGCUAUCGCAAUCCUCUUCAGCCAUGGUGCCGCCAUUACCGAAUGUCUCAACGAUUUCGUCGUCCAUACCCUCAGUCGCUACUUUGAACACACCUACCAUCACAAAUUCACCACCGCCAAUGUUAAAACCCGGCGGUCCUGCAAAACAACGACCCAGCUCACUUAAUGUUCCCCUCCAAAUGAUGCCCGGCAUUGGUAAAACCGUCACCGAUAUAAACGGUGUUGCGAUAACAACGCCAUCUAGUGGAGUCAUGUUCAAUUUUGACAGUCUUAUGGACGGUGGCACCGGCCUUACCCCGGUUUCUGGUCCCCUAAUUCCAACGUGCUCGUCGCAAAACAAGCAUCCCCUUGAGCUGUCCACACCCACCAGCGAACCAUCAAAGCUGGUCAGUUUAUAAUAGUUAAACGAAUAUUAUUUGUAAAAAUUCUUAUUUAAAAAAUAUUCUGACAGGAUAAGAAAAAUGUUAUGAUGUCGAAAGAAAAAUGGGGGUUGGAAUAAAUAACCUUUUCUUUUUCUUACGAGGAGAACUUAUAUUUUAAGGCAAAUGAUUUAUUUUUACUGUCCUAAAAAUUCUUUUGUAUUAUUUUUUUUUAAAUAUUAUAUUAUUAUGUUUGUUUUAUUUAUAAAUCUAGCGAAAAGAAAAACAAAAUAUGUUAAAAAAAGAGCAUUGUAAUUUAAUUUUUUGUAGAAGAUUUAAAAACGUUUAAAAAGUUAAACCAACAAAAGAGAAGGCGUUGUGAUAUUUAAAAAUAAAAUAAAACUAAAUAAAAAUUUAAAAUAUAAAAAGUCGAUUAUAACAAAAAAAAAAAACUAAAAUAUUAAAUAUUUCCUUAGCGCAAAUUCUAUAGCUAAAAUAGAAAAGAAAAACAAAAACAAAGGAAAUCGAGUUUAAUGAUUUUGUUUUCAUUUAAUUCUUUUAUAAAGAAACACAAAAAUAAAGGUUUUAGAGAAAUAAAAGUUGAAACUUAAAUGUUAACUCUCAAUUUCUAGUUUUAGCAUCGAAGGAAGUUAAAAUAUUUUCUUUCUUUCUUUUUUUUAUUAAUUUUAAGCUUAAUCAAUCAUAAAAAUUAUAAUAAUUUAAAAAUACAAAUUUAUAAAAAAAAGCCUUUUUGUCGAUCGUUUAAAAAACAAUUUUAGAAGUGAAAGAAAAAAAUAUUACACAAAAUCACAUCUUUAAGAUAUAAAAAUAUGAAAACAAAAAUUCUCUAUUUAUAUAAUAUAAAAAUAUGCAGUAAGAAAACCUUUGUCGCCUUGUGUUUUUUGUGCAAAAGCAAUAAUUAAUUAAAAUGUGUAUUACUUUUUUUUUCUAUAGCAUAUUAUUAUAUUACUGUUUCUAUGACUUUUGAACAAAAAAAUGAAAACAAAUUAAACAGAAAAUAACUACAUUUUGUAUAUUUAAAUAAACCAAAAAAUAAAUUGAAACUGUAGAUUAAAAACAAUAAAAUAAUUUGCAUGUAUAACUACAUAAAUAAGGUUAUUUGAUGAACACAUACAUAUAAAAAUAAAUAUUAUAUUUUUUGACAAAAGCAUAAACUAUAUUUUAAAAUUUAAAAAGAAGAAUUGUAAAGCCUAAUCAAUUUAAACAAAAUCAAGAUAACAAAACAUAAAAAAAAAAACAAAUUUAAACAAAACCAAAACAGUUGUUAGUUUUUCUAUUCGAUCAAAAAAAGGAAAAUAAUGUUGUAAAUCAAAAACUUAAAAAGUUAAUCAAAAAACAAAAGCAAUAAAUUCAAAAUGCUACUCUUUACCAAAUUCAAAAAAAAUUAAAGAACAAUAGCAGAGCAAAAGCAACCAUAUUGCAAAUUUUAUUGUAUUGAUAAUCUUUAAAAAACAAAAACAAAACAAUUGCAAUAUAUACCAUCUUAAGACAAAAUAA
Eupeodes corollae is the source of this 3300-nucleotide messenger RNA. RefSeq names its product transcription factor kayak (gene kay). Lineage: Eukaryota; Metazoa; Arthropoda; Insecta; Diptera; Syrphidae. The record is from RefSeq and is a predicted model, not a curated record. Gene Ontology annotation, molecular function: RNA polymerase II cis-regulatory region sequence-specific DNA binding; DNA-binding transcription factor activity, RNA polymerase II-specific. Bases 16 to 1821 code for a protein of 601 amino acids. The transcript is spliced from 3 exons. Gene Ontology annotation, cellular component: nucleus. Gene Ontology annotation, biological process: regulation of transcription by RNA polymerase II.